Molecule: messenger RNA, 2097 nt
Organism: Alternaria rosae
Lineage: Eukaryota; Fungi; Ascomycota; Dothideomycetes; Pleosporales; Pleosporaceae
Exons: 2
Coding region: 270-1844 (524 amino acids)
Biological process (GO): cell redox homeostasis; cellular response to oxidative stress; glutathione metabolic process
Cellular component (GO): cytosol; mitochondrion
Molecular function (GO): glutathione-disulfide reductase (NADPH) activity; flavin adenine dinucleotide binding; NADP binding
Source: RefSeq, a predicted model, not a curated record
AUAAUCGCAAAAUCUUAAAUCGCGACAUUACCAAGCGACAUACAUCGCUGAGAUAGCAUUGCGUGAUAGUUGCAGGCAAUCAUUGUCUCUCAUUCGUCUCCAGUCUGCAACGUCUUGCCUGCACAGAAAGCAGCCAUACCGCAUACUGCACCUGCGCAGCUGGAUUACUUAAGUCGUCCAAUCCAGCCUCUGACUGCAGUAGUAGCUUUAGAAUCUAUUUAUUCUGACGUACUCCAUAAGUAUCCGCCGUCGGCCGCGCUGCAUCUUUAAUGCAAAGAAUAGCUACCUUUAGACUGCGAGCUCUCUCGACGAGUCUCCGUCACAUUACCCCUCCAUCUCCAGGACAAACUUCUCUACUCCGAUCGCACUUCCGCCCUUCACAAACCGCAGUGGCAUCCGCACGCUUAUUAAACCUCUCGUCUCACUUCUCCACCUCAGGCAUCAACAUGUCGUCGCAACCCAAAGAGUGCGAUUACCUAGUAAUCGGAAUCGGCAGUGGGGGUAUUGCCUCUGGACGACGAGCCGCCAAACACGGCGCAAAGGUCAUCGCGAUCGAGUCUUCACGAUACGGAGGUACCUGCGUAAACGUCGGUUGUGUACCAAAGAAGGUUACUUGGAACGCAGCAGCAAUUGCCGAGACCUUCAAGGAUGCGCCCGCAUACGGUUUCAAGGUUGGCGGGGUACCAGAGUUUGACUGGCCAUACUUCAAGAAGAAGCGAGACGACUACGUCAAGCGACUGAACGGCAUCUACGAGAACAACCUGAACAAGGAUGAAAUUGAGCAUUUCAGAGGGCGCGCCAAGUUUGUGGCCAAGGACGAGGUCGAGGUUGCGCUUCAUGAUGGAGGCUCUCAGCGCAUCAAGGCGAAGCAUAUUCUCAUCGCGACCGGUGGACGACCGAAGCUACCCGAUAUUCCUGGCAAGGAACUCUGCAUUAGCAGUGAUGGCUUUUUCGAUCUCGAGAAGCAGCCCAAGAGCAUCGCAACAAGUGGCGCUGGAUACAUCGGUGUCGAGAUGACUGGCAUGCUCCACGCACUCGGCUCGAAAACGCACUUCUUCAUCCGCGGCGACAAACUCCUCCGAACCUUCGACCCCAUGAUCCAAGAUACCGUAACUCAAGAGUACGAGCGUCAGGGCAUCAACCUCUACAAGGGUACCCAAAUCACAAAGGUGGAGGAUAUCGGCAACGGCAUGAAGCGCGUCACCUACCAGAACAAUGAGACAAAGAAUGAGUCGACCGUUGAGGUUGAAGAAGUCCUCUUCGCAACUGGGCGCGACCCCGAAAUUGAAGAUCUUAAGAUCAAGGACUUCGGCAUCAAGCUUAACGACAAGAACCACAUUGUAACCGAUGAGUACCAAAACACCUCUAUUUCCAACAUCUACGCCAUCGGUGACGUGUGUGACCGUGGUUUCGAGCUCACCCCCGUCGCCAUUGCCGCUGGAAGACGCCUCUCCGACCGCCUAUUCAAUAACCAGCCCAAGGCGCGCCUUGAGUACGAGAAUAUUCCCUCUGUCGUCUUUGCCCACCCUGAGAUUGGAUCUAUCGGCUUGACUGAGCCUGAGGCCCGCGAGAAGUACGGCGACAAGAUUAAGAUUUACAAGACCGAAUUCAAGGCCAUGUACUUCGCUAUGAUGGACCCCGAUGACAAGCAGCCCACAGCCUACAAGAUUAUCUGCGCAGGCGAGAACGAGAAGGUUGUCGGUUUGCAUAUCUUGGGACAGGGAAGCAGUGAGAUUCUGCAAGGGUUCGGUGUAGCGAUCAAGAUGGGUGCCACUAAAAAGGACUUCGAUAACUGUGUGGCUAUCCACCCCGUGUCGGCCGAAGAACUCGUCACCAUGACUUAGACCGGUUGGCUUCUUGCAUGGUCGUCCGACGCAUGAUACUGUAUAGAUUAGAGGGGAUAGCCUAUACUGGCAAAGAUCAGACGAGUCGAAAGAAUCAUCUAGCUAAUUGCACACUCGCACUCACAACGCAUUGUUUCCUGAACCUACUUCGCAUGACAAACUUGUAUCUCACCACUGUGCCACACCAAUACAGCACACCAUGACGAAUCAAAAACUACCCCCACACCUCCUCGGAGUCCAAUACUAACAUGCA